AUGAGGGAGAGAGUCAGCAGUCUCGACGAGGUAGGCGAACUCGCCCUGGCCCACGUCUCCGCCGAUGGCUACGUCGGGUCCGACCUCGGCGAAGAGGGCAGCCAGCGCUCGUCCAAGCUGGUGUUGCUUCGUGCUAUUGAACGGUGGACAGUGCACUACGACGGUCCCGAAGCAGCGGUGAUGGUAGAAACACAGCAGGGCUACUACAAGCUGCUGCAACCGGCUCCCGCCUACGCCAACGCUUGGGCGAGCUUCCAAAGGAAGGUCGAUUUGACCCACAAGAUCGUCAACCUGGUCAAGCGGGAGGACGUGUGCACGCUCCCCUUCGAAGAGGUCAUGAAACGACUUGUCGUCCCAGGAUCCCUGGGCCGACAAGCAGACGAGACGAGCGUGGAAGAGGGGGAGAGUGCGGACAAAAUGGAGGUGGUGGACCUGGAGAAGGACGCUCCCGCCAACAAGAAGGGCUUCACCGAGGAAGACGUCUACCAGCAUGGCAACUGGGUGAUCGACCAGAUCCAAAACUUCUUGGUAGGUCAAAUGAACGAACAGCUCAGCAACGUGUUGCUCACGACUCCCUUCAUGGCGAGGCUGAUGGAGGUCAUCGACCAAAAGGCCGAGGAAGAGGAGACCCGUAAGGAGGAGGAGGAACGCGCGGAGAAGGAGCGGACCAAGGAAAAGCGGAAGCGUGGAGUGGACUCGGAUGACGAGACCGAAGACGCCGACGAUCCAAAGGGCAAAGGCAAGGCCAAGAAGGGCAAGGGCGAGGAGGUGGAGCGAGCCGCGUUGAGCGAUGAUGACGAUGACGCCUUCGAAGAGCCCAAGCAUAAGAAGCGGAAGCAGGCCGCCACUGGCGGCAGCAACGGCCACGCGUCGGUGAUGCCCUCGAGCGGGUUCUCGCUGCUGUCGCGUACCGACCUCGACCUGUCGAAGCACUACGCCCACCAGGAGACCGAGAUUGAGGAGGUCAAGGUGGAGCUCAUCGACGAGUUUCUCGCCGCCGAGACCACCCAGGGUGAUGAACAGCCCUGGCGCGUAUUGAACGACUUCACCAUCUACGACAUCUCCGACGACAACAGGAUCUGCUCGCUGGAGACCAUGCUGCCGUUGGUCGAGACCAAGAAGAGGUCGAAGAACGGAUUCGAAGAGCUGCGCGCGUCCGGCACGGCCGUGCCCUACUCGGAUGAGAUCGAUGAAAACGAGGACGACGACGAUUCAGAAGACGAGGAAAACGACGAAGACGAAGCCUCGUCGGAGAAGAAGGAGGAGAAGAAGGCCAAGCAGAAGAAACAGCAGCCGGGCUUUGACAUCGCGCUCUCCACCAUCUUCUACUGGGACAUCUACCCGGAUGGAGCCGUGUGGUUCAGGACGGAGUACGCCCACUACAAGCUGGGAGAGCCCUCGGACAAGUAUCAGCACAUCUGGCGUCCCUUCCUGCAGAAGUAUCAGAUCGGCAAGCGCAUCAUGAUCAUCAUGAACCAGGACCCUUCGAUCGCUUACGACAAGAUGAUCGAAACCUUGCGUGACCCGUACGGCGAGUUCCCUUCGUUCUCGGAGAAAGACGUGGUGAAGCACAUCGACCACAUCUUCGAUGAAGCGUGGGGUUAUCUUGACACGGAGGACAUUCUCAAGUUCCCCUUCUUCCAGGGCCUCGACAAAAAGAAGAAGGGCAAGAAGGGUCGCGGCAAGGACGCCGCCCGGGCAGCCCACGCGGCUUCCGAGGCCGUGCGACGAACAGCCGCAGGCAAGAAGCUGGAGAGGACUCCCGCGACGGUCACGCCGCUCGUCCUGCGCGAGGUGAACAUGGCCGCGGAGCUGGAAGCCGAGCAGAAGCUGCGUCGCAUGGCACGAAACAAGAAGGCCGCACUCCAGUCCAGCUCCUCGUCGUCAUCAUCGUCUUCUGGAUCCACGCCCGCUGGUGGUGAGGCCACAGACGAAGCGGGCGACACCUGUACGGCCACUAUCAAAGCUGCGAGCAAGCCCAAGACCAAGCCUAAGCUCCCCCCGAGCGAGUUCAGCUGGCAGGGCGAGUCGACGCAGACGCUCAAGAUCGGCGACAAGUGCCGCGUAUUCUACGAGUCCCUGGUGCGACGCAACGCAGGCGACGCGGCGACUUCCGCGGGCGAGUGGAUCGACUUGGGCGACUUUGUCUACAUCGACCAGGCCGGCGUGCGCACGCAGGACAGGAUCAAGGCCACCACCGUGGCAGCCACCGACGACGUCGACGGCAAGGCGUGCCACAUCUACCGCGUGAUCUACAUGUGCGAGGAGCAGGGCAAGAAGGGCGGCACCAUGUCCGUGCACGCGCGGCGGAUGCUCAAAGGCCGUGAGACGGUACUGCAGGAGGUGGGCGGCUCCGAGGAGCUCUUCCUGUCCGACAUCUGCGAGACCAUCGUCGUCGCGCACGUCGUGCGCAAGGUCAACGUCGUGUUCAUGCCGCCCGUGCCGCAAGAGCAUCCGACCUACGACGACAAGGAGACCUACUUCUAUCGCUUCUACGCCGACCUCGAGACCGGCGCAUUCGAGGACGCGCGCAAGCACGAAGUCCCGCCACGAACCGACGAGGAGAAGGAGGGACUCGUCAUCGACACGAAGCACUUCUGUCACUCGUGCUUCACCAAGAGGCGAAAGGAGCAGGCGGCUAAGAAGAGAUGGCUGAACAAGCCGAUCAGGGUGGAUGGCGCCAAAUCGUACUACAACAGCUUCAUCUUCAAUGGUGUCACCUACCACCAGCACGACUUCAUCUACCUCGUGCCCAACGACAUGAAGGAGAACGUCAGGAAGGAGGGUCGCGAGAUGCCGGCGACGCCCUACGAGAUCCAUCAGAUAACGAAGCUGUGGAGCGCCAACCAAACGAGGUACGUACGCCUUCGGCGGCUGUUCCGCUUCGGCGAGCUGCCGCGGAAGGUGCGAGACAGCCUCAACCGCGACGACCGUGAACUUUUCUGGUCGUAUCAGGAGAAGAAUGUGAGGCUCGACGACGUGCCCGUCGAAGGCAAGUGCCUCGUUAGGCAUAUCGCUGACAUCGACGACCUCGAGGCCUAUCGGUUGGACGACUGGCACCGCUUCUUCGUCCAGACCACGUACGACGCCGCGGCCAAGUUGGUGGAAGACCUCGACCCCGCCGAGGUCGAGUUGGCCAAGGACACUCUGGCGUCGCUGGACGCCCAGCGCGAGAAGGCCACGCUGGUCCGUCAGAAGCAGGAGCCCAUCCUCGCCAUGGACCUCUUUGCCGGCUGCGGAGGUUUCACCCACGGCCUGCACGCGUGCGAGUACAUCAAGACCACGCACGCCGUCGAGUGGGUGGCCUCGGCUGUGAAGACCUUCAGAAACAACCGCCCGGACACGAAUGUGCUGCACGGAGACAUCAACGCGCUGCUCAAGCAUGCCAUCGAGCGACACGAGGAGGCCACCAAGACUGGCAAGAAGGAGGCCAUGGAGGCCAACCAACUCCCGCCCAAGGGUGCCAUCAACUUCAUUUACUGCGGCCCGCCCUGCCAGGGUUUCACGGGAAUGAACCGGUUCCCCAAGGCAGACGACGUGCUCAAUUCGCUCAUCGCCACCACCCUGUCCUGCGUCGACUUCUACCGCCCCACAUAUUUCCUGCUCGAGAAUGUGCGCGGCAUGGUCGACUUCAAGCUGGGCGGCGUGCAGGAGACCAAGGCGCGCAUGUCCGGCGGCAUCAAGCUCGGCGUAGUCAAAUUCAUUCUCCGUGCAUUGACCGCCAUGGGCUACCAGGCCCGCUUCAGCCUGCAGCAGGCGGGAAUGUACGGCGUGCCGCAGUCGCGGCGUCGUUUCUUCAUCUGGGGCGUGCUGCGCGGGCACACGCUGCCUCAGUUCCCGCAGCCGACGCACACGUUCCCGAAGCCCGGUUCGCUGUCGAUGCUGCUGCCCAACGUGGGCGUGCGCCUGGAGCCCGUCACGGCGCGCAGCGCACCGCAUCGCUACAUUUCAGUGAGCGAGGCCAUCUCCGACCUUCCGGCCUUCGAAUACGAUGAGCCGGAGGAGCCCAAGGAUGAACGAAGCAGGUCGGGUCCGCACAAAGAUAAGUGGAUCGGAAGCGAGGUGCGCGAGUACGACGCCGAGCCUGAGUCCGAUUUCCAGAAGGCCAUGCGCCGGCGAACCAAGGACAAGAAGCUCUACAACCACGUCACCAAGACCUUCACCGAGAUGAACGUCAAGCGCAUCUGCAACGUGCCCAAGCGGCCAGCGGUGGGCGAGCCCUAUCCGGACAACCCGCCCUUCUACGACCACCGCGACCUGCCCCCCAGCCUCUCGCCCUGGUGCCUCUCCAACCCCAACUCCAAAGCGGCGAAGCAUAGGAUGUGGCCGGGCCUGUACGGGCGGCUGGACUACCAGGGGUACUUCCAGACGGCCCUCACCGAGGUGUGUCCGAUGGGCAAGCAGGGCAAGGUGCUCCACCCCUACCAGAGCCGCGUCAUCACCGUGCGCGAGCACGCCCGCUCCCAGGGAUUCCCCGACGACUUCCGCUUCUACGCCGAGAGGGACAACCUCAAGGACAUGCACCGACAGAUCGGCAAUGCAGUGCCACCGCGUCUGGCCUCUGCGCUCAGUCGUCAGCUGGCCCGCGCCAUCGAGCAAGACGUCGACGACGACGACGACGACGCGCCCACCACAUCCUCUGCCUCCUCGUCCUCUUCAUCAUCGUCAUCGUUAUCGUCAUCUGCAUGA
This is a messenger RNA of Acanthamoeba castellanii str. Neff, 4689 nucleotides long. Its product is annotated as C5 cytosine-specific DNA methylase superfamily protein. Gene Ontology annotation, molecular function: DNA (cytosine-5-)-methyltransferase activity; chromatin binding. The transcript has 27 exons. The coding region runs from base 1 to 4689 and encodes 1562 amino acids. NCBI's taxonomy places the organism in Eukaryota, Discosea, Longamoebia, Acanthamoebidae. Gene Ontology annotation, cellular component: nucleus. The record is from RefSeq and is a predicted model, not a curated record.